Molecule: messenger RNA, 429 nt
Organism: Antrostomus carolinensis (chuck-will's-widow)
Lineage: Eukaryota; Metazoa; Chordata; Aves; Caprimulgiformes; Caprimulgidae
Gene: BHLHE23
Product: basic helix-loop-helix family member e23
Biological process (GO): axon development; sensory organ development; positive regulation of transcription by RNA polymerase II
Cellular component (GO): nucleus
Molecular function (GO): protein dimerization activity; E-box binding; DNA-binding transcription factor activity, RNA polymerase II-specific
Source: RefSeq, a predicted model, not a curated record
GGCAAGCUGAAGGGGGGAGCCCUGGGCAAGAAGCCGAAGGAGCAGCGCUCGCUUCGCCUCAGCAUCAACGCGCGGGAGCGACGGAGGAUGCACGAUCUGAACGACGCCCUGGACGGGCUCCGCUCUGUCAUCCCUUACGCCCACAGCCCUUCGGUUCGGAAACUCUCCAAAAUCGCCACCCUGCUCCUGGCCAAGAACUACAUCCUCAUGCAGGCGCAGGCUCUGGAGGAGAUGCGGCGGCUGGUGGGUUUUCUGAAACAAGGCCAGGCGCUGGGGGGCAGCGCCCCGCUGCCCACCACCCUCAACCCCUUCGGACACUCGGCCGUCUACCCCUUCGGCAGCACGGCCUUGCCCGGCUGCCCCGAGAAAUGCACUGCCUUCACAGGAGCCACCCCUGCCCUCUGCAAACACUGUAAUGACAAGCCUUGA